AUGUUGACCGCACGUCGAACUUCCGUCGUCAAGUCGACCUCCACAAUGGCGGCUCGUGUUCUUGGUUCUACCGGUAGUAGCCAGCAUACGGAGCAACGCCGAACUCUUCUUGGAAUAUCCAAGUCACUAGAUCAGCGUCUCUAUAGAAUGGCUAAGGGAGUCAUGCCACCUAUUUCCAAGACCGAGGAGAUUGCCCUCGGUUGCGGUACGAUUGGAUUCGACCGCGACAUUUUUAGCGGAAAUCCUUCUCUCAAGCACCUACAAGACACAUACGAUCCCAAGCUUACAGCCGAAGAACAAAGCUACUUGGACAAUGAAGUGAAUACUCUUUGCAGUCUCCUCAACGACCACGACAUUGCCAUGAACAAGGAUUUCACCAAGGAAGCCUGGGAUUACAUGAGGGAUCAUGGUUUCUUUGCAUUGAAAAUUCCAAAGGAAUGGGGAGGCAAGGGCUUCUCUACCCACGCUGUCUCUCAAGUCUUGGUCAAGCUCGGAACUCACUCCAUGGAUGCCAACGCAACCGUUGCCGUUCCAAACUCUCUUGGCCCUGGUGAACUCUUGGUCCGUUACGGAACUGACGACCAAAAGGAAUACUUUCUUCCCCGUUUGUCUGACGGAACUUUGAUUCCAUGCUUUGGACUUACUGGUCCACAUUCUGGAAGUGACGCCACUUCGUUGAUUCAAAGUGACUGUGUUGUCGAAGAACGAAAUGGCGAGCUUGGUGUUGUCGCAUCCUUCAAGAAGCGAUACAUCACCCUCGCACCCGUCGCUGGAGUUGUCGGUCUUGGAUUGAACUUGGCUGAUCCAAAGGGCCUAUUGAAGGGACAGGGAGAAGGCGGUUUCACGGUUGCACUCCUAGAACGUGAUCACCCUGGUUUGAGAAUGGGUCCCAGACACAUGCCAUUGAACUCUGCAUUCAUGAACGGUACCGUCGAAGGUGAAGACGUCUGGAUCCCCAUGGACAGCAUUCUUGGAGGACAAGAGCGCUGCGGAAAGGGAUGGCAAAUGUUUGUCGAAUGCCUCGCUGAAGGCCGUGGAGUUAGUCUCCCCGCCGGAUCCGCUGGAGCUGGACGUGUCAUUGUUGGAGCCGUUGGUGCAUACUCCAGAGUUCGCAAGCAAUUCCGCGUUCCAAUUGCCGAAUUUGGAGGAAUUCAAGAGGCACUUUCCACUGCCGGGAGUGAUGCCCUCAUCACCAUCGCCGGAACUGAUCUAAUGAAUGCCAUUGUUGACAACCACGAAGCUCCAAUGGUUAUUUCGUCUAUCAUGAAGCAAAACUGUACUGAGCGUGGCCGCAGAAUGGUCGAACACGGAAUGGACAUUGCCGCAGGCUCUGCCAUUUGCAGAGGCGACAACAAUUACCUUGGCAACACCUACAUGGGAUUGCCCAUUGCCAUUACCGUCGAAGGUGCCAACAUCAUGACCAGAUCUUUCCAAAUUAUUGGACAAGGAUUGACCAGGUGUCACCCACACAUGCUUGAAUUGAUCCAAUCUCUUCAAAUGCCCAAGGAAGAGGAAGACAAGGCUAUCAGUAUCUUCACCAAGCAAUUCUACAAGGUGGUACACCAUGGUCUUACCAACUUUGGUAGCUCUAUCACUCGUGGUAUCGGUGCUACCUUCUCUACCAAAACUCGCUCCAAGACUGCUUACACUGACGGAAAGAAGAUGGUCGACUACCACGAAAAGCAACUCCUUCGCCUCAGUGCUAACUUUGCACUGACUGCUGAUCUUUGCUUCACUCUUGGCGGCCGUCUAAAGUUUGAGGAACUUCUCAUGGGACGCUUGGCUGACGCUAUGGGCGCCAUUUUCCUCGGAUAUGCCACCCUUCAUCAUUAUUCUCGCCAAAAGGGAGUUGAAGGAUUGGAGGCAAUCACAGAACAUGCUAUGCUUCGCUUGGAAAAAGAAGCCCAAGAUGCUCUUAAGGAAGCUUCUGACAACUUCCCUGGACCUCUAGGACCAGUCGCAAGUACCGUCAUGAAGAUGGGAUGCUUCCCAUUGGGCAGCUUGACCAGACCAUACUCUUCUCCAAGUGAUCAACUCACCAAGGAAGUUUCCCGCAUGAUCACGACACCAUCUGCUUUGCGUGAUAUGUUCAACGAAAAUGUUUACAUGGCCCCAGAGGGUGAAACCCAUCAAGUCUCUGAUUUGAUUCGUGCUUUGCCAAUCUGCGUGGAAGCCGACAAGAUUGCUUCUACCUUGAGACGCGAGAAGAGAGAGCCCACUGCUGAAGAGGUUGACAAGAUUGCCAAGGCCGAAGCCAUCCGUGAUGUCCUCGUCCAAGUCGAUGUUUUCCCACACAUCACCGAUGCAGAGGGACAAGAGGGAUAUGUCCGACCAGCGCUUGUCGGAACUGAUGAAAGGCUGUCUUCUCUAGAUCGCAAGAAAUUCGCCUAA
Messenger RNA from Cylindrotheca closterium, 2391 nucleotides. The record is from the annotation of a GenBank genome assembly. NCBI's taxonomy places the organism in Eukaryota, Bacillariophyta, Bacillariophyceae, Bacillariales, Bacillariaceae.